CAUUACUUGACUGCUAAAUGAGUCGUACAAUACAAUUGUAGAUAACUGUUCAGGUGUUUUAUAUUAUAUGAAAAGUUUUUUUUUCAUACACAUCUAAGUAAAUCUUCAACAUGAAGCAAACAUGUUAUUUCCAACAAGCGAUGUUGAUUGUUUUCCUACCAGUCAUCAAUGGAGAUCAUCACGUGAUAGGAAAUAUGAUGAACCUUUUGCUGAAUUUAACGGAACAUAGGCCACUGAUUCACCCUCUCUACCCGCAAAUCAGAAAUUAUGAUUCGAAAGCAAAAUAUGACUUCAUCAUAGUGGGGUCUGGACCAUCAGGUUCAGUUUUAGCUAAUAGAUUGUCUGAAAUACCAGAAUGGAAUGUUCUUUUACUUGAGGCAGGAGAAGAGGCCAACCAUCUAACAGAAAUUCCAUUUUUCUCUGGAUUUUUUCGGGGUACCAAAUAUGAUUGGGGAUACAAAGCAGAGCAACAAGAUGGAUUCUGCAGAGGUGAGUUAUUUCCAUCCUAA
Messenger RNA from Leptinotarsa decemlineata (Colorado potato beetle), 509 nucleotides. RefSeq names its product glucose dehydrogenase [FAD, quinone]. The record is from RefSeq and is a predicted model, not a curated record. NCBI's taxonomy places the organism in Eukaryota, Metazoa, Arthropoda, Insecta, Coleoptera, Chrysomelidae. Gene Ontology annotation, molecular function: flavin adenine dinucleotide binding; oxidoreductase activity, acting on CH-OH group of donors.